GUUUCCUGCCUUCAGUGGCCAGCACACCAUUCUGUGUGUAUCGUUCGUGUGCCCUUUCCUGGCCAUAGGAUCUGUUCCAUAGUCCCAACCAGCCCCUAUAUACCAUGUACAGCAGCCAUGCUAUUGCCUGAGCACAGCAUCCUCUGUUACUGUACACAUACAAGCAGGCACAUGGGGUGGUGAACAUCUUCUCGUUUCAUCCUGUGCCAAUGACACUGGGCAAAUGGUUCUGCCUGGUGCUUGGAGGGUUAAGGUUCCUGUGCAUGGAAGGGAGGACAGUAAAGAUGGUAAUCCUUUGUUUUAGUGAGAUACGGAGAUGGAUUGUACGAUUCCUACAUGAGGCUCGACCAAGCGGCAGCGCAGGAUGCUGCAGCAGAAAAAGAGAGCCCCUCCACACUGCCUUCAAUUGGGAAACUUGCUAUAAGUGGAAAUAAAUUUGCCAUGAAAGAUCACCAGCAGGUCAAGGUUCAGCAAUUAUUUGAUGACUCCGGCAAUCGCAGAGGUAGUGCUGUCAUCCUAGGAGCAGACUACACAUUACCAGUGCUGACCAAAGAGAAGAGCUCGGACAGUUCCGGCACCUCAAAAUCCAGUGAUGGCUCGACCAAGUCCUCCAAGGCCACAUAUUUAAGUCCUGAGCAAUCGCUUAAACAAAACAAGCACCAACUGACCUCUUUUGAAGUGCAAGAAAUCAGUAACUUCCCUGAGAUCCACUUUGUGGGUCCAAAUGCAAAGAAAAGGCAAGGUGUUGUAGGGGGUCCGAACAAUGGCGGGUAUGAUGAUGACCAAGGUGGAUAUACAUUGGUGCCCCAUGACCAUGUGGCUUAUCGUUAUGAGGUGUUGAAAUUAAUUGGGAAAGGUAGCUUUGGUCAGGUGGCAAAGGUGUAUGACCACAAACUCCACCAGCAUUUGGCCCUAAAGAUUGUCCGCAAUGAGAAAAGAUUCCACCGUCAGGCAGCAGAAGAGAUCCGGAUCCUGGAACAUCUAAAGAAGCAAGAUAAGACUGGGAGCAUGAAUGUAAUUCACAUGCUGGAAAGUUUUACUUUUCGCAGUCACAUCUGCAUGACCUUUGAGCUACUGAACAUGAACUUGUAUGAGCUAAUUAAGAGAAACAAAUUCCAGGGUUUUAGUCUGCAGCUAGUUCGGAAGUUUGCCCACUCAAUCCUACAAUGCCUGGAGGCUCUACACAGGAAUAAAAUCAUCCACUGUGACCUUAAGCCAGAAAACAUAUUGCUUAAACAACAAGGACGCAGUGGAAUCAAAGUGAUUGACUUUGGAUCCAGUUGUUUUGAGCACCAACGCGUCUAUACAUACAUUCAGUCUCGUUUCUAUAGGGCACCAGAGGUAAUUCUUGGAAGUCGUUAUGGCAUGCCCAUCGAUAUGUGGAGCUUUGGGUGCAUUUUGGUGGAGCUGUUGACUGGCUACCCACUGUUCCCAGGUGAGGAUGAGGGAGAUCAGUUAGCAUGCAUGAUGGAACUCCUUGGAGCUCCACCUCCAAAGAUAUUAGAGCAAGCCAAGAGAGCAAAGAAUUUUUUCAACUCCAAGGGCUAUCCUCGCUAUUGCACUGUCAACACACUUCCUAAUGGGUCCGUAGUCCUAAACGGAAGCAGGUCACGCAGGGGCAAGAUGCGUGGUGCUCCCGGUAGCAAGGACUGGUUGGCAGCAUUAAAGGGUUGUGAAGAUGCUCUUUUCAUCGACUUCUUAAAAGGAUGUCUGAACUGGGAUCCGACUGCACGCAUGACCCCCAGUCAGGCACUAAGACACCAGUGGAUCUGCAAGCGAUUGCCUAAGCCCCCAAUAACAGACAAGUCCUCAGGAAAAAGGAUUACAAGCCAUACCAGCUCCUUCCCAGGGAUUGUCUCCAAAUUACCCCCUGUAGUGGGUGUGGCCAAUAAAUUACGAGCCAAUUUAAUGAAUGACUCUAAUGGGAGCAUACCACUGCGAACUGUUUUGCCCAAACUAGUCAGCUAAUAUUAACUGGUGUUAAGCACAGCAAUGAAAAAUAUUUUGCUGCCCACUACUUAGCCACUAUAACUGAAAAGAUUUAGCAUUUUAAUUAUUACAUUUUAAGAAAGAAAAGCAGAAAUGAAAAAUAAAUCCUGACCGAUUUUAGCUAUGCAUGAUCAGGAUUAAUUGUGUGUCAAGGGCUAAGCAUUUCAAUCGCCAUCUGGUACAAACUUGAUUCUUUAUCUUAUAAUUCAGUAUGUUACUCUCAUGAAUAUGCAAAAGCAAUAAUAACAGAAUGAAGGAGUAAAAGUAAUGACCUCUGUUUUACUUGUUAUGCUGUCAAAUAAGUCGUCAGAGAAUAUAAUGAGGUACCAAUUUUGCCCACAUUUGCUGCCUCAUCUUUUGACAAAAGUGAAGAGCUGAGAGGACUAUUGGCCAUGAGGGAGAGCUAUGAAGUAUGCUACCUUCACGGAGAAGGUUAUUUGGGAACGCCAACUUUUCAACAUCUUUACUUUAGGAUGUAUAUGUGUACUCAUUACUGAUACUCUCAUGGGCACACAUGACAUCUGUAGUUCCAUUUUUGUUACUGAAUUUAAAGUCCGUUAACCCAUAAAAUCUGCAGUUUCUGAGAAAUUCCCAAUAGAAUAACAUUAGUGUAUAUAACAUUGUAAUAACAAAUAAUAAGAGGUUUACUAUUGGUUUCUAAUAUUAUUUUAAUAUUUAUACAAGGUUAAAGGGUAAACAGCAUUUUAAUAGUCUCCUUCAUACUCCUAAAAUAUCUACAGGAAAAUAUUUGGAAUUGAGCAAGAACAAAAGUGCAUUGCAUCUUUAACAUUUGGUUAAUGUAUGUGUUAAGCUAAGAGAAUGUUGGUUGUGUGCUGCCAGGAGCCCACAGUAAAGCUGCAGUGUACAGCUAGCAAAUCAUUUACUUCUGCCAUCGGCAGGAUGUUUAUCCUUAUUCUUUCCAACUAGAAAGUUGUGUACUUCUCCAUUGCAAGAAAACCACCUAUAAAGUACUCUUAAAAUUUAGAUCCACUGCCACUAAGGCUAUAACAUUUUCUUUGAGGUGGUUAAGACAAGGCUUACCACUUUGUCUUCUUUCUUAACAACAUUAUAGUACAUGUAUCCCAAAUAUUUGGAGGGGGGGGGGGGGUAAUAAAUAGUUUGAAAAGUCAGUUGGGUGUCUGCUUUUUCCUGUCUAAUAGACACCCGACCAACUUUUCAAACAAUUGAAUACCCCAUUUGGUAUUUUAUGGGUCCCUUUCCUAUGAUGGUUUUUAAUAUAGUACAAGCUGGAGGCAUAGUAGAUAUUACCGAAUGAGUUAAUUGCUAAAACAAAUGACCUCUAGCUAAUGAUGAUCAUUCCAGCUUCAAUGUUGUCACAUUUUCUGAUUGCCAACAAUUUACUUGCAGAUUUAUUUAACUUGGUGCUAUGUCCAUUAAGAGUUCAGUUGUCAUUGGGGUGUAGUGCUCAAUUUGUGGAUCAAAUGAGUAAUCCGCCAUAUUCCUACAAUGUUUUUAUUCAAAGUCACAUUUGAUAUAAUGACGUGUGUGGGAUAGAGUGCUAAUGCAGAAUGAGUGGCCUGUUGCUUUUUUUUUAAAUGGCAAAUUUUAAGUAUUUGAAGGCAUUCCUGUCAGUUGUUAUCUACUGGCAUAUGGGCAAAAAUAUUUUGUUAAAAAUUUGGGUUUUUAUGGUUUAUUCUUCCAAGGAACAAAUUUGAAAACAGUGACAUAACUUGCGGUCAUUGGGGGUUAUUCAGCGAUGGACGCAGGUCUUGCUACCAAAACAAGGUUCGCGUCCCAUCUACUCACAUGCUGGGGCCCGCCCAGCACAGGGCAAGGCCGCCCACCAUGUGUGUGGCGCCGCCCCAUGAUGCGAUUUAAUUGGGAAUGCAUUGAUUUGAGGUUGACUCCUGCCCACGCAUCCUGGCCGCUCUGGAAGGCAGUCCGGCGCCACUUUCUUUUUCCUCGUAACGUCUGCGUGUUGCACCACACAGCCACCCCAAAAAUGGUUUUGACACGCCUGCGUUGUCCGGACCACACCCGCAAAACACUGCAUCGAUGCCCCAACCCCUCCCCAUGGCUGCCGCUGUAAAUGGCCUGAAUGUGGCCCCAUAGUGAAGGGUCACACACACGCACUAUAACCAUUCAGUGUGCUAAGACCCAAUGGACGUGGAUGCUGCUUGUGAACGCAGCAGCUGCAUCCAUCACUGGAUAACCCCCAUUGUUUUAAUAUUUGUUCGUUUGUGCAAGUUUAUGACUUGUUUGUGACCCACGCUGCUGCAGCGCCAUCAGUUUGAUAAUCUGUUUUACUGUAUAUUCUCCCAAGGACUCUGUUGGACUUUUUGAUACAUGGUAAGAUGUCCUUUCCAGGCACAGUUUAUCCUUUUUAUUACAAGGGGUAUAUUUACUAAAGGUCGAUUUGUAUACAUUUUUGACAGUUUGAAACUGCUGAAAAUUUAUCUAAAUUGAUGUUGUGGUUCUGAGGCUAAAACAUGUGCUAACAUUUAUAAAGAUAAUAUGAAAAAUAAUCAUCUGUUUGUACAUGUGUGUUAUAGCCCCUGAAACGCCAUACAAAUUUUCAUUGAUUUUAAAAUCUAUGCAAAUCGCCCUUUAGCAAGUAUAUCCCCAAAAGUGGAUGGUCUGUAAAAUCCCUGGGCCUAUAAGAUGAUAUAUGAUGAUGCUAGUAUUGUGAUAAACAUUGCAGUUGUUAUCAGAAUUUAUUUAUGUCAGUCUGAUGUACUCUGCUUUGUGUAAAGCUUUAAGGUACACACUUGUAACCUUUUUUAUGGAUUUUAAUGAAAAUCACUUUUUAGUUAACUAAUCCUGAUAAACAGGUGAACAUGGCCACAUGGUAUAAUUAUGAUCAUUGUUUUAAUUUGGGUUGUCAAAAUGUUCUGUCUUGUGUGAUCAUAUUUCUGAACGAUUUUUAUUUUGUGUGCCACAUGUAGCUGCAAUUGUAAGAUCUAGAACAGCGUUGCUUUAGGAGUACAAAUUUUGUGGGCGUCUUUAGACCAAAGAAAUUGAUACAUACAGAUAAUUUAGCCCAUGAAUAAUGUUGCUUAUUGUAGAACAGCGUUUAUAGAUGCCCCUCAUGUCUGAUACAGAUUUAGUUGACCUUGUACAGACGCAGUAAGUGAUUGAUCUCUUUGAGUUCCUAUUACUAUAUUUAGCCCUAGCCGUAAAAGUGUUUGUAUUGUCAGCCAAUAUUUCCUAUGCCCAUUUAUUUAGGUUAUCACUAUAACCUAUGUUUGAGGACUCAAUUAUGAUAUUAACAUAAAUUAUAAGUUACAUUUAUAUAAUAGAUUCAGCAAUUUACCUUAAAUCUAAUGUAAAAUACUGAUCUCUUUAAUUGAUAUAAAGAAACAUGAAGAUAUAAUUAAAAGGGUAAAAAUAUCAGAACUGAGAAUAAAGCUAAAAAGUAAUAAUAAUGGGCGCAUAAUGCGCUGCCUGCUGCGAAUAGAAUGUGAGUUUCAAAUGGAAUGCUAAUUGGUCUACACCAGGGGUAGGCGAUAAGUAGCCCUCUAGCUGCUGUGGGACUACAAUUCCCAGUAUGCCCUGCUACAGUUUUGCUAUCAGGGCAUGCUAAAACCUUUGCAGAAUAUUCUGGGAUAUGUAGUUAAACAGCAGCUGGAAGGCAGCUUAUUGCCCAUCCCUGGUCUAUACGCAUGUCCUCAUGUUUACGUGAUCGCACUGCCCCACUAUUCUCUGCAAUGGCAGCCAUCAGCACUUACUUAUCCCAUGCUAGGUGCAGGAGAUCUAUCUGAAAUGUGCCUUUGCAAUGCAUGUGCUCACCCACGACUCGCCCAAGUGAGUAUUGUCGUGUGCUGGCAUUGUUACCACCCAGUUACAACACAGAAAUUCCCUUUUAGCAACUGCAGUGCAGCAGCAUAGUUGUCUGAUUCAGCCGUACGUUCACAGAGAUGCAUAUGCAGCCCGCAAUGCAUGUGCGGUAUGUGACACAUUGCAUAGUUGCUUGCGACUCAGCAUCAGAAUGGUAAAAGCAGCAGAACCUGUGCAAGCCAGAAACCAUCAUCUAUAGGUGGAUUGCUGGUUUACAACCUUACUCCAUUUUUUAAAAUAUACAAAUGAAUGACAUAUAGCUAAAACAAUGUAGGGUUUACAGAUGAUUAAGAGCAUGUGAAGAGAGACUAGAAGGAAAGUGAAUAGAAUGUUAUGGAAGUAUAUUAGUUUUGUUUCAAGGACAGGUCUAACCCUUUAACUGCUGGCAGUCUUUAUUGUGUAGCAGAUCAGGUUUAGAAGGGUUAUAUUCUAUGACAGAAUGAUGCAGGUUUAUGAGAGCAUCUGAUAGAAGGUGGUUUUAUCCUUUUGUUGUGUCCAUGAAAGUGCUGGAUGAGACUCUGCAAUGGUCACGUGCACACAUCACAGGUGUUUCUAGGGACAAUGGCAGAGAGAUGACAGGAAUAAUUAAGGCAGAUGACAUUCUAGAUCAGAGGCAACAGUGACAAAGAGCAGGAUAAACAUCAAUGAAAGAGUGACACACCCUGGCUAUACUUCCCUCUUUUCUGAAACUAUUGGGCCUCUUAGGGAGGGUGCACAUAUGAAAAAUUCACAAUGCAUAGUGUAACCACAAAGCACAGCAGUAACAAGCACUUUUGUUGCUGAGCUUCAUCCCAUCCCACGGUUGAAAAACUCUGAGCUCUGUCAAUCCCCUGGGGAAAAGCGGAUGCAGUCGCCCCUCGUGUUAGAAAGCCCUUUUUUCUGCUAUGUGCCACAUACAUUUUCUUAGGUCAGAGAUGGUUUCCUGUAAAUAGAAUGCGUACAGGAAAUCCUGCAUGCUUUGAUAGGACAUUUGUAAGUUACUGAAAUGAAACAGUCACGUAUGUAAGUAACCUGGCCUAGAUAUGUCUGCUGAAAAAUAAUGUGCAGGAAAGGCAGUGUACUGAUAACAGUGAGGUCAUUUUUUCUAUAUUAGGAAGAUGUUCAGAGGAGAAAUUGUAUAUGGAAAAUAUGUAUUCUACUUCUGGACUCCCUCUUCACCAAGUAUCAGACCUGCAGGUAUCACCCCACCAGGACUUCCAUAGCCUAUAGGAGUUCAAAUACCGAGAUCUACUACUAACUUUAUUGAUGCGAAUGAAUGGGCUGUAGCUACCCCUACACCCCUGCUCCAUCAUUUACUAUAUGUAUAAUGCCUUCAGUGUGUGAGCCGGGGGACUGUAAUAGCUAACAUACUGUAGCUACUCCACGUGUUCCAUCUCCCCAUCUUUGUUUUCUACAAGUCCAGGCAUGAGGCAACCCCUGUGUUACUGCUACUUGGUGGAGAGGGAAGCAAUGUUUUAUGCAUGGAGUAAACCUUGUAAGUUGUGUUUUUGUAUGUAGUGCAGUUGGAAAUGUAAAAGAAAAUUGUUAGUACUUAAGAAAUGGAAAAUUUGUCACUUAUUUAUUAAAAAACAUUUCAUAGACUUCUGAUUGGGUGACAAUGUUCGAGCGCUUGCUACGCAGAUCGGAAUUAGAAUUCCCUAUUUCAUCCCUUAUCUAUGCAGUGCAGAUUUUAUUAUUGGUCAAGCACAGUGGUGUUUAGGAGCAUGACGCACACAACCGUGGGUGUGUGUGUGUGUGUGUGUGUGUGUGUAUGUAUGUAUAUAUAUAUAUAUAUAUAUAUAUAUAUAUAUAUGUAUAUAUAUAUAUAUAUAUAUAUAUAUAUAUAUAUAUAUAUAUAUAUAUAUAUAAAAUCAGAAAAAGGCUGUCGCACUCGGAGACUUUUAAAAAGAGUAAGUUGUACUGAAAGACAUCGUAACAUUGACUCUGACGUUUCAGGGUUAUUAACCCCUUUGUCAAGGUGAGAAGUGUGUAUGUAUAUAUACCUUUUGGUAUAAUGACUUUUGAGUAGUUUUCUGGUAAGAACUGCAAUGUUUUGGGUUAAUUACAAAAAGGGCUUUCUCAUUAGUACUUUGUAAUCACACUUUUUCCGUCAUCUUACCUCAUGAACAAUGAGAAUUGCAUAUGUAACUCCCAUUUUCUUUUUUGCUACUCAUCCAUCAUAAAAAUGUGGGGUGGGUUAAUUCUCCAUGGGCCUAAUUCAGCAUGGAUCAUUAUUCUUUGAAAUUGCAGUUGUCUGCGAGUAGAAAGGCGCCGCCCGACAUGAAGGAAAAAACGGCCCAUGCAAGUUUGCGAAUGCAUCACAGAUCCCUAUCCAUUUGCAGAUGCAUACGCAAUUUCUGGAACAUAGAAGAUGUUUUGCCGUCUGAGCAAAUGUAAGUAGGUCUGAGUCUGUCACUAAUCUGUGACUAAAGCGACCUGGAAGUGGUCUGCGCUGAUGUUAGAGACCCUUCCCAAAAAUGCCUGGGUACGCCUUUUUUUUGUUUUGUUUUUUUUACACACCCAGAAAUUGGCAGGUUUCCGCCCAGCAACCCUGGCUUCCUGUCAGUUAAACAGCGACUACAUUGCGAUUUAUGAUCUGUAUGCAAUUUCUGUCACUACUACCCCUACACAUGCUCUGCUGUUCUAUAAUCGCUCAAUUUGCAAUUUCUCUAAUUAGCGAUACAUGCUGCAUUAGGCCCCAUGUCUUGUUAAGUUGCAUUCUGUUGCUGUUAUAUUACCAUACAGAGGUUGCAUUUCUGAGUCUAAAAAUGCAUGCCAUAAUGACAUGCUGUGAAGAAUCAUAAUGUGAGAGGUCUCCAGUAUCCAAAUAUGUUUUUCCUAAUGUUGCAGUCUGUAACCUAGACGGUCACCUGCAAAUCCAAUGUGUGUGAAUGUUCUUCCACAUUUUGUUUGUGUGGUAAUGCUUGCUUAUAAGCUUGUUGGAGAAUAGGACGUACGUACAGUAUAUUAAGAACAUUUUGUGAGAAUACAUUUAUUUUGUUGUAAACCUUUGCAAAAUGUUCGUCAUUGACCUUAUGAUGGAUUAUAAAAAUCCAGUAAUGUGUUGCAGAUGGCUCCAACGGGUAUGUUAUUCAUCCUCAUGUUUCCAUGUCACACUCACUUGUUACGUCAAACACUGAAUUUCUCUCAUUGCCGACUCCAGAAAUGCCAAUGUUUAUGUCUCAAAGAAAUAGUCCCAUCAUACAUUUUUCUAAGGCCAUGUGCUCCUUUUAAAUACACAUCUUAAACAUUUUAAUUUCUUGUACCUACUGUGAGGUGUGUUUUGUAUAUAUGGCACUAUGAAAUGUGUGGUUUUUAGACCUUGAAUGUUUUUUUUCUUCUUCUUUUUUAAUGUGACUUGUAGGAUUUGCAAUCCUUUGGAUCCAGCAUAAUAUUUCUACCAAAUAAAAUGUAAAAUGAAAUAUGCAAAUAAUUUUUACAUUUGUUAAUUGGGGUCCAAUUGUAUUAUCUGUCCAUAUUGAAAUAAAACAGUUUUUUUUUCCAAA
This is a messenger RNA of Pseudophryne corroboree (corroboree frog), 9272 nucleotides long. It is a transcript of the gene DYRK3, whose product is annotated as dual specificity tyrosine phosphorylation regulated kinase 3. Gene Ontology annotation, biological process: cytoplasmic stress granule disassembly; positive regulation of cell cycle G2/M phase transition; peptidyl-serine phosphorylation. The record is from RefSeq and is a predicted model, not a curated record. The transcript has 3 exons. Gene Ontology annotation, molecular function: protein serine/threonine kinase activity; ATP binding; protein serine/threonine/tyrosine kinase activity. Gene Ontology annotation, cellular component: cytoplasm; nucleus; cytoskeleton. Lineage: Eukaryota; Metazoa; Chordata; Amphibia; Anura; Myobatrachidae. The coding region runs from base 337 to 1968 and encodes 543 amino acids.